Messenger RNA from Colletotrichum aenigma, 1653 nucleotides. It is a transcript of the gene codA-0, whose product is annotated as Choline oxidase. Bases 1 to 1653 code for a protein of 550 amino acids. Gene Ontology annotation, molecular function: oxidoreductase activity, acting on CH-OH group of donors; flavin adenine dinucleotide binding. The transcript has 2 exons. The record is from RefSeq and is a predicted model, not a curated record. Lineage: Eukaryota; Fungi; Ascomycota; Sordariomycetes; Glomerellales; Glomerellaceae.
AUGACCACCACUCAGCUCCCCAUCUCCGACGUCGACAGGUACGACUAUGUCGUCGUUGGCGGCGGUACCGCUGGCUGCGUUAUCGCGUCGCGUCUCGCCGAGGCCCUCCCCCAGAAGCGCAUCCUCUUGAUUGAGGCUGGCCCCAGCGACUUCAUGGACGACCGCGUCCUUGACCUGCGCAAGUGGUUGAACCUCCUCGGAGGUGAGCUCGACUACGACUACGGCACCACCGAACAGCCCAUGGGCAACUCUCACAUCCGUCACUCCCGCGCCAAGGUCCUGGGUGGCUGCUCAUCACACAACACCCUCAUCUCCUUCAGGCCCUUCGAGUACGACUUGAAGAUCUGGCAGUCGCUGGGUGCCCACGGCUGGACCUUCCACGACUUCAUGCGCGUCAUGGACAAGCUGCGCAACACCGUCCAGCCCGUCCACGCCCGCCACCAGAACGAGCUCUGCCUUGACUGGGUUAACUCCUGCUCCUCCGCCCUCGAUAUCCCCAUCCUCCACAACUUCAACAAGCACAUCGCCCAGGACGGCGCCCUGAAGCAGGGUGUCGGUUUCUUCUCCAUCUCCUACAACCCCGACGACGGCCGCCGCUCCUCCGCCUCCGUCGCCUACAUCCACCCCGUCCUCCGCGGCGACGAGAAGCGCCCCAACCUCACCAUCCUCACCAACGCCUGGGUUUCCAAGCUCAACGUCAAGGGCGACACCGUCACUGGUAUCAACCUGACUCUCAACGAUGGCUCCAAGCGCACCAUCACCGCCAAGAAGGAGACCAUCCUCACCGCUGGUGCCGUUGACACCCCCCGCCUCAUGCUCCUGUCUGGUAUCGGCCCCAAGCAGCAGCUCCAGGACCUCGGCAUCCCCGUCAUCCACGACCUGCCCGGUGUCGGUGAGAACCUCCAGGACCACCCCGAGUCCAUCAUCAUGUGGGAGCUCAACCAGCCCGUCCCUCCCAACAAGACCACCAUGGAUUCCGACGCCGGUAUCUUCCUGCGUCGCGAGGCCCCCAACGCUGGCAGCAAGAAGACCUUCUUCAACCCCGACGGUAUCCCGGACGGUGACAUCGCCGAUGUCAUGAUGCACUGCUACCAGAUCCCCUUCACCCUCAACACCGGCCGCCUCGGCUACGACGAGCCCAAGGAGGGCUACGCCUUCUGCAUGACCCCCAACAUCCCCCGCCCCCGCUCCCGCGGUCGUCUCUUCCUCACCUCCCCCGACCCUAACGUCAAGCCCGCCCUUGACUUCCGCUACUUCACCGACGAGGAGGGCUACGACGCCGCCACGCUCGUCUACGGCAUGCGCGCUGCCCGCAAGGUCGCCGAGCAGGCCCCCUUCAAGAACUGGAUCAAGCGCGAGGUCGCCCCCGGCCCCAAGGUCAACACCGACGAGGAGCUUUCCCUCUACGCUCGCCGCGCCGCCCACACCGUCUACCACCCCUGCGGCACCACGAAGAUGGGCGACGUCCGCAAGGACCCGCUCGCCGUCGUCGACGAGCGCCUCAACGUCAAGGGCCUUAAGCGGGUCCGCAUCUGCGACGCCGGCGUCUUCCCCACCAUCCCCACCAUCAACCCCAUGCUCACCGUGCUUGGUGUCGCCGAGAAGGCCGCCGAGUUCAUCAUCCAGGAGGCCCAGGAGACUGCCCGUCUGUAA